Molecule: messenger RNA, 4621 nt
Organism: Callithrix jacchus (white-tufted-ear marmoset)
Lineage: Eukaryota; Metazoa; Chordata; Mammalia; Primates; Cebidae
Source: RefSeq, a predicted model, not a curated record
AUGGACUGGAAAUUGGAAGGGAGUACUCAGAAAGCAGAGUCACCUGUGCAGCAGGGACAAGAAGCCAUCCUAGAGGAGACAGGUGAUGAUGGACUUCCUGAAGGCUUCCAACUUCUGCAGAUUGAUGCGGAAGGCGAGUGCCAGGAGGGAGAGACCCUGGCUGCGGGCAGUACAGCAUGCUGCUCAAAAAAUGUACAGAGAAAACAGAGACACUGGGAAAAGAUAGUUGCAGCAAAGAAGAGCAAAAGAAAGCAAGAAAAAGAACGAAGAAAAGCCAAUCGUGCAGAAAAUCCAGGCAUCUGUCCUCAGCACAGCAAACGUUUCCUGAGAGCUUUAACCAAAGAAAAACUUUUGGAAGCCAAACACUCAGGACCAAGACUAUGUAUCGAUUUGAGUAUGAGCCACCACAUGUCAAAGAAGGAAUUAAGUAGACUGGCUGGACAGAUUCGAAGGUUGUAUGGUUCAAACAAAAAAGCUGAUAGGCCAUUUUGGAUCUGCCUCACUGGAUUCACAAGAGACAGUCCCAUUUAUGAAGAGUGUUUGAGGAUGAAUGAUGGAUUUUCUAGUUACCUGUUAGACAUAACAGAAGACGACUGCUUUAGUUUAUUUCCUCUGGAAACCCUUGUGUACCUGACUCCUGACUCAGAACAUGCUCUUGAAGAUGUUGAUCUAAACAAAGUUUACAUCCUCGGUGGACUUGUGGAUGAAAGCAUUCAGAAGAAGGUGACAUUUCAAAAGGCCCGGGAAUACUGUGUCAAGACUGCACGCUUGCCAAUCCAGGAAUACAUGGUCAGAAACUAUAAUGGGAAAAACUAUCAUUCGGAGAUAUUAGCAAUCAAUCAAGUGUUUGAUAUCCUGUCCACUUACUUAGAGACUCACAACUGGCCUGAAGCAUUGAAGAAAGGAGUUUCUUCAGGAAAAGGCUAUAUUCUUCGGAACUCAGUGGAAUGAUGGGCCUAAAGAGUGCAGCUGUGUGGCAAGACUUCCACCAAGAUGGCUGAAUAGGAACAGCUCCAGUCCGCAGUUCCCAGUGACAACUGGGAGAAGCCAGAAGGUAAGUGAUCUCCACAUUGCCAACUGAGGUACCAGAUUGAUCUCAUUGGAACUGGUUAGACAGUGGAUGUAGCCCAAGUAGGGCAAACCGCAGGAUGGGGCAUUGCCUCACCCUGGAAGCACAAGGGUCUGGAGAACUCCCUCUCCUAGCCAAGAGAAGAAGCCAUUAGGGACUUUUCCAGACACUCUGGCUCACAUACUGUGCCUUUCCCAUAGUCUUCACAAUCUGCAGACCAGGAGAAUCCUUCCGGUGCCUGUAACACCAGCACCCCAGGCUUCCAGCACAAUACUGGUGGCCGUUUUAACUGCAGCAUUUUUUUCCCUCAUACCCCACUGGUGCCUGAACGCCAGAGAGACAAAACUGCUCAUUCCCCUGAAAAAAAAAAAAGGGGGGCCUUAAGCCAGGGAGCCAAGUGAUCUUGCUUGGCAGGUCCCACCCCUAGGAAGACCAGCAAGAUAAGAUUUACUGGCUUGAAAUUCUCGCAGCCAGCCCAGCAGUCUGAGCUCCACAUGGGAUGUUCCAGCUCAGUGGGGCAGGGGCGUCUACCAUUACUGAGGCUCAGGUACGUGGUUCUAACCUCACCUUGUAAACAAAGACACCGGGAAGUUUACACAGCAACUGGGCAGAGCCCACAGCAGCUCUGCAAGGCCUCUGCAGGCAGACUGUGACUAGACUCCUUUCUUGCUGGACAGGGCUUCUCUGAAAAAAGGCAGCAGCCUGUCAGGGACUCAUAAAUAAAGCCCCCACUUUCCUGGGUCAUAGCACCUGGGAAAAGAUGGUUGUGGGUUCCACUUCAGCAGAAUUAAAACGCCCCUGCCCAGCAGCUCUGAAGGGAGCAACUGAGUUCCCAGCACAGAACUUGAGCUCUGAUAAGAGAAAGACUGGCUCUUCAAGUGGUUCCCUGACCCCCGUUUAUCCUAAGAGAUACCUCAUACAGGAGAGCUCUGGCUGACAUCUGGCAGGUACCCUUCUGGGACAAAGCUACCAGAGGAAGGAACAGGUAGCAAUCUUUGCUGUUCUGCAGCCCCCACAGGUGAUUCCCAGGCAAGCAGGGUCUGAUGUGGACCUGCAGCAGAGGGGCCUGUUAGAAAAACUAAAAAACAAAGAAAUAGCUUCAACAUCAAUAGAAAGGAUGUCCACUCAGAGACCCUAUCCAAAAGUCACCAAUUUCAAAGACCAAAGAUAGAUAAAUCCACAAAGAUGGGAAGAAACCAGUGAAAAAAGGCUGAAAUUGCCAAAAACCGGAAUGCCUCUUCCCCUCUAAGGGACCACAACUCCUCAUCAGCAAGGGAACAAAACUGGAUAGAGAAUGAGUUGGACAAAUUGACAGAAGCAGGCUUCAGAAGGUGGGUAAUAACAAACUUCUUCAAGCUAAAGGAGCAUGUUCUAACCCAAUGUAUAGAAACUAAGAACCUUGAAAAAAGGUUAGAUGAGAUGCUAACUAGAAUAACCAGCAUACAGAAGAACAUAAACAACUUGAUGGAACUGAAAAACAGCACAAGAACUUCAUAAAGCAUACACAAGUUUCAAUUGCCAAAUCAAUCAAGUGGAAGAAAGGAUAUCAGAGAUUGAAGAUCAACUCAAUGAAAUAGAGUGAGAAGGCAAGAUCAGACAAAGAGUGAAAAGAAAUGAACAAAGCCUCCAAGAAAUAAUGAGAUUACACAAAAAGACCAAAUCUACUUUUGAUUGGUGGACCUGAAUGUGAUGGGGUGAAUGAAACCAAGUUGGAAAACACUCUUCAGGAUAUUAUCCAGGAGGACUUCCCCAACCUGGCAAGGCAGGCCAACAUUCAAAUUCAGGAAAUACAGAGAACACCAUAAGACUGCUCAAGAAGAGCAACCCCAAGGCACAUAAUCAUCAGAUUCACUAGGGUUGAAAUGAAGGAAAAAAUGCUAAGGGCAGCCAGAAAGAAAAGUUGGGUUACCCACAAAGGGAAACCCAUCAGACUCACAGCUGAUCUCUUGGCAGAAACCCUACAAGCCAGAAGAGAGUGGGGGCCAAUAUUCAACAUCCUUAAAUUUUCAACCCAGAAUUUCAUAUCCAAAUUAAGCUUCAUAAGUGAAGGCAAAUAAAAUCCUUUGCAGACAAUCAACUGCUGAGAUUCUGUUGCCACCAGGCCUGCCUUAAAAGAGCUCCUGAAGGAAACAACUAAACAUGGAAAGGAACAACCAGUAACAGCCACUAUAAAAACACACCAAAUUGUAAAAACCAUCGACAGUAUGAAGAAACUAUCAACUAACAGGCAAAACAACCAGUUAGCAUCAAAAUGGCAGGAUCAAAUUCACAUAUAUUAACCUUAAACGUAAAUGGGCUAAAUGCCCCAAUCAAAAGACCCAGACUGCAAAACUGGAUAAAGAGUCAAGACCUAUCGGUGUGCUGUAUUCAGGAGACCCAUGUCAUGUGCAAAGACACACAUAGGCUCAAAACAAAGGGACAGAAGAUUUACCAAGCAAAUGGAAAGGAAAAAAAAAAAAGCAGGGGUUGCAAUCCUAGUCUCUGAUAAAAUGGACUUAAAACCAAUAAAGAUCAGAAAAGACAAAGAAGGGCAUUACAUAAUGGUACAGAGAUCAAUGCAACAAGAAGAGGUAAAUAUCCUAAAUAUAUAUGCAGCCAAUACAGAAGCACCCAGAUACAUAAAGCAAGUUCUUAAUGACCUACAAAGAGACUUAGACUCCCACACAGUAAUAGUGGGAGACUUUAACACGCCACUGUCAAUAUUAGAUCAACGAGACUGAAAAUUAACAAGGAUAUCCAGGACUUGAACUCAGAUCUGGACCAAGCAAACCUAACAGACAUUCUUCUCAGCACCACAUCACACUUACUCAAAAACUGACCACAUAAUUGGAAGUAAAUCACUUUUCAGCAAAUGCAAAAGAAUGGAAAUCAUAACAAACAGUAUCUCAGACCACAGUACCAUCAAAUUAGAACUCAGGAUUAAUAAACUCACUCAAAACCACACAACUACAUGGAAACUGAACAAUCUGCUCCUGAAUGACUACUGGAUAAAAAAAUGAAAUGAAGGCAGAAAUAGAUAUGUUCUUCAAAACCAAUGAGAAAAAAAAAAACCAGAAUCUCAGAAAAAAGUGUACCAGAAUCUCUUGGAGACAUUUAAAGCAGUGUCUAGAGGGAAAUUUAUAGCACUAAGUGACCACAUGAGAAGUGAGCAAAGAUCUAAAAUCAACACCUAAAGUCUGGAUUAAAAGAGCUAGAGGAGCAAGAUCAAAUUCAAAAGCCAGCAGAAGACAAGAAAUAACUAAGGAUCGGCCAGGCACGGUGGCUCAAGCCUGUAAUCCCAGCACUUUGGGAGGCCGAGGCAGGUGGAUAACGAGGUCAAGAGAUCGAGACCAUCCUGGUCAACAUGGUGAAACCCCGUCUCUACUAAAGAUACAAAAAAUCAGCUGGGCAUGGUGGCGCGUGCCUGUAAUCCCAGCUACUCAGGAGGCUGAGGCAGGAGAAUUGCCUGAAUCCAGGAGGCGGAGGUUGCAGUGAGCCAAGAUUGCGCCAUUGCACUCCAGCCUUGGUAACAAGAGCAAAACUCCGUCUCCAAAAAAAAAAAAAAAAAAAGAA